UUUUAUUUAGACCUACUGCUGAUAAAUACUAAAAAAUAGUUACAUUUUCCACUGUUUGGCAUUACACUACGAACUCUCCGAAUUUAUGGGUGCAGAAAAUAGUAUUUUAGAGGGUUGCCAAUGGGAUGACCCAAUAGAAUGUCCUCCAAGUUUUCAAUGGCAGUUGUCGCCUAUAAAAAAAUCUGACGGCACAGAAGCUACUGUAUUUGAACCCAAGAAUACAGAAGGAAAAGAUGCUCACUUGUUAAAAAAAUGUGCUCUGGUUCUCCGCAGUAUUAGACACCCCAAUAUCCUUCGCUUUGUUGGCUACAGUGAGUCUUCCACCAAUGUCUGGCUGGCCACAGAAUCCGUUUUACCCUUGGUGACCGCAUUAAAGAUAAUGUCAUCAGAGGAACUCUGCCUUGGUCUCUAUGACCUCCUGCAAGGGCUACACUUCCUUCAUUCCAAGCUAGGCAUCAGUCAUAACAAUUUGUGCCUGUCGUCUGUCUUUGUAAGUCCAGAUGGAACAUGGAAACUCGGGGGAAUGGAGCAUAGCUGUAAGUUUACAGAAGCAACACAAGGCUACCUGGACAAGUGCAGAGCUUUCAGGUGUGAGAGCUCUCUAGCGCCAGAGGAAAAGUAUGGCCAGGUGUCUAUAGAUGGAACCCUAGGUCAUGCUAGAGACAUCUAUGCUAUCAAAACAUUAGUGGAUGCUGCUUUAGACUUGGUGUUGAUCAAAGAUGAGACCAUCCAAACUAUGGAGCUAGAGUUGUCAAAGUGUAGCAGUGUUGACCCUGGGUCUAGACCUAAGGUGUCGGAUUUAUUGGAAGCAUCAUCUUUCAGAUCAGAAUUGAUCAACAUCAUCAAUUUUCUUAAACACAUCACUGUCAAGACUGAGACAGAGACAAAAGAGUUUUUCAGCAAUUUGAUGCCUAGAUUAAGAAAGCUCCCUGAAACAGUGAUAGCUAGAAGACUGGUUGUUCCACUUCUAGCGAGGUUUGUUUUGUUGAAUCAGUGGGCGGAAGAGUUAGUGUUACCCCAUCUACUAAUGCCUAAAGGAAAUUCUGAGCUGAGAACAUCAUCAAUAGAGGGACUUAUAGAUGAAACACUCUACAGGACCUAUGUUAUCAAUCAUUUAUUUAACAUAUUCCACGUUCACGACAGCCAUAUACGCUUGAUUCUCCUCAAACAUUUUUCACACUACGUCCAUUUGUUUUCACGUACUCAGCUAGAGGAGGACAUAUUUAUCCAGAUACUCCUUGGUGUGAGAGACUCUGAUGACAGAAUAGUGGCAGCAAGUCUUCGAGCAUUAGCAGACCUGGUGCCUCAUCUUGGGGGGGACUUUGUCAUAGGGGGAAACAGAAAACCAUUUUUCUUUCAUGGCAUUCCAAAAAAAAUAACACAUGAUGAAAUAGUGCAGAUGGAUAUACCACAGAAUAUGAUGUCAGCGCUCUCUUCCCACAAACCUUUGCUCAAAGACUUGGCUAAAGGGAGCAAGAAGUUUACUCUAAGUAAAGAAAAAGUUUUAGCUGAUCAGGAAAAGAAGCUGAAGGAAAAGUUACAGAAGAAGGAAGAGGCCAGGUUGAAAAGAGAAGAAAGGAAAAGGAAGUUGAAGGAGAAGGAACUUGCAGGAUGUGUUGAGAAUGGUUUGCCCCCUACAAGCGAAGAAACAGCAGACUCAGGGAAUGAUGAGAUAAGCGAGGAAGUGAAAGAUGAUGCAGAUGAUGUUGAUGUGGAAGAGGAGAGCUUACAAGUGGACAAAAACUCCCCCGCCUGGUCAGAGUGGGACGAGUUUGACCAACAGAUUGAUGCUGAGAUAGAAUCCGAACUACAGAGUAUGACCACCAUCACUGAUGGGGAUGGAAAGGUCCAGACAUCCCCGAGCCCAUACAGAAGUCAAACUCCACCCUCCCCGCCACCGGUAAAAAUGGACUGGUCUGACCCAGUUGUGGACAGUGAUUUGAAAAAGGGUGUGGAGGUCAAGGAAGAUUGGUUAACCUAUGAUAAGAAUAAUAAAAACAAUAAUGAGCAAGUAGAGUGGGAUAAUGCUGCUGGCCAUACCAUGUUUGGGCAUGUGAAAUCAAGUCACCCAUCAGCUGGCUCUAAAAGUCUUAAACUCAAUUCAACCGCAGCUUUGAACAAAUCUCACACAAAGAAGACAGAAAAACCAGUGGAUGACUUAGGAAUGGGCCUAGACAUCAAAUCUAUAGAGAUAAAAACCAAACCUGAUCCAGAGCUGGACUUUUUUGCAGACAUGGCACCCAGCAUAGCCCAGCCCAAAGGUGUGGUUCCUCUUGUGGAAUCAACAGAUAACUUCUCACCUAAAGUCAGCGGUCAAAACGUUGGUACAAUUUUUGCCAUGGCAACUCUAGAGGAGGAUGCAGCUGGAUGGGGAGAUUUGGACACAGACUGGGGAACUGACCAAUGAUAGGUGUAGUUUGUAGGUUUUUUUCAAUUGAAGUGUGAUGGUUUACACAGUUACUACUGUCUAUAUUUUAGACUUUAAAAAAUUUGAAGGCUGGUGAACCAACAUCAGCAGCUUCUUUGAUUUUCACGCAAGCGUCUCACUCCAGUGUGUUAUACAUCGUUAGAAAAUUGUAUGUUCUGGAAUAAUUUAGAUAACGUUAUAUUUUAGAAUUGUUAUAUCCGUUCAGCAGGUGAUAUUGGUGUUUACUGAACAUAGAUUAUGAUAAAUAAUUUGAACCAUUUUUUUUACUGGAUAACAAUGCUACAUGUUUACACUUCUUAACUUUCAUCAACCUGUUUUCAUUAACCUGCUACAUCUUAACUUCCAUCAACCUGACUUUAUCAACCUGCUACAUCUUAACUUCCAUCAACCUGACUUUAUCAACCUGCUAUGCCUUGAUCUUGACUUCCAUCAACCUGACUUUAUCAACCUGCUACAUCUUGACUUCCAUCAACCUGCUAUGCCUUGAUCUUGACUUCCAUCAACCUGCUAUGCCUUGAUCUUGACUUCCAUCAACCUGCCAUGUCUUGAUCUUGACUUCCAUUAACUUGAAUUUAUCAACCUGCUACAUCUUGACUUCCAUCAACCUGCUAUGCCUUGAUCUUGACUUCCAUCAACCUGCUAUGCCUUGAUCUUGACUUCCAUCAACCUGCCAUGUCUUGAUCUUGACUUCCAUUAACUUGAAUUUAUCAACCUGCUACAUCUUGACUUCCAUUAACCUGUCUUCAUCAACCUGCUACAUCUUGACUUACAUCAACCUGCUAUGUCUUGAUCUUGACUUCCACUAACUUGAAUUUAUCAACCUGCUACAUCUUGACUUCCAUUAACCUGUCUUCAUCAACCUGCUACAUCUUGACUUCCAUCAACCUGCCAUGUCUUGAUCUUGACUUCCACUAACCUGUCUUUCAUUCUGCCCACAUCUUUAUACCAAAAGCUGUGCAAUAAUUAAUUUCCUCUCCUAAAAAUAUUUGUGUGCACCUUAACCCCAGAUUGACAGUAAACAAAAUCUAUGUAGAACAUUUAUCUGGCUAAUGCAUCUGGGCUAGAUGUCCAUUCAUAACUUACACCAAGUAUUAAAAUAGUGAAACCUCUCAGUUGUGAUGUACAAACUAUUUACACAUUGUGUACAAAGCAUUGUGUUAAAGCUCACGAUCUUCAAGCAGUAUUUUACUAGUUACCAUAUAGGCGACAACCUCUUUAGCUGAAUAAGUUUUCUGUUCUUAUAGAAAGAUAUUUUAUCUUGUUUCACUCAAAUAGACAAUCAACAAGAGCAGUCAUUUUUAAAGUUGUAUCUAGAUAUGUGCUGUGUUUCGAAAGGUAUCCUGGUUGCACCAGAUCUAAUAUUUGUAAUAAAAAGAAAAUAGUUUGGUACAUAUUGUAAGAUGGUUUGAAGGCAAAUUAAAAAUAUUUGUUCAGCCAAAGCCAUUUUAACUCUACACAUGUUACUGACAAUUCUAUAUUUACUUAAUAAGGAAAUUAAAUAUUUAAAAGCACUAAAGUCUCAAACGACAAUUCUUAUGACAUAAUAGCUGCACUUGUAAUCAUGGCCCUCUGUAAUUUGUAUAAUUAAAUUAAACAUGUUAUUCCAUGUUACCAUUUUUUUCAAGUGCUCCUCACAAAAUUGCUGGUUGUAAAAAUAAUUUUAAUGUAUUGAAGCAUUACUAAAAACAGGAUGUGAAGUAAUUUAAUCUAAUUGCUGUAUGUAUGAUUUAAAAUUAUUCUCAUUGCCAUAAGUAUGAUUUAACUGGCAACAUAUUGCCAUUUUCUUGUUAUUGCAAUGUUUAUUGUACUGGCCUGGUUUCCAGAUUUUUAUUGUUUUAACACUGCCAGAAUUUUUCACCAGUUUCUAGAAAUAUUCUACACCAAGUAUACAUUUUAAUUUCUAAUUAAAUCAUUGAUUUUUAAUUGAAAUGAAUUUAUCAUAUUCUAAUUUGAAAGCAAAGCUUUUUUUUUAAGUAUUAAAAGAAGUAUAGGGAAAAAACAAGUACACAUUUUUAGCAUUGUUUUUAAUUGAUUUAUUGUAGUUUAAUUUGUUAAUUUAUACUCCACCUUUUUACUCCUGCUGAUGCAUGAUGGGUAGCUUUUUUUUUUCUUCUCACCAUUGUGUAAACUACUUUUUUAAGCUUGAAAUAUUUUGUUGUUUAUUGUAAUAUAACUUAAUGGUAUACUUUGUAAGCUUUACAAAUCGUGGUGUGAAAUGUUCUCUUAUAAUUUAUUUAUGGAAAUUGAUUGUACAAAUGGAGAGGUGUGCUAAUUUUAAUUAAGUGGCCCUCGAUGACAAAAUAAAGUUGCUUUUACUUUUUUAUAUGUACUUUUUUGAGCUACAGCCAAACACACAAUCUGUGGUGGACUUUCAAAGACAGAUAGAUCUAGUAACCAUUUUUUAUCAGGGAUGGUUGGUCAAAUUUCAAAACUGUAUCUACUCCCAUUUUAAAAAAAAAUUUUAAUCGUUUUUUAAAUAGGUAAUAAGGCAACAUUUUGUGAUGGAGGGUCAAUUUAUAUAUAUAUAUAUAUAUUUAAUUAACAAAGAAUUAAGGCAAAAAAUCGGGCAAAAUAAAAAAAAUUGAAAAUAAAUUUAU
Physella acuta is the source of this 5025-nucleotide messenger RNA. Its product is annotated as protein-associating with the carboxyl-terminal domain of ezrin. Lineage: Eukaryota; Metazoa; Mollusca; Gastropoda; Physidae. The record is from RefSeq and is a predicted model, not a curated record. Gene Ontology annotation, molecular function: protein kinase activity; ATP binding. Gene Ontology annotation, biological process: protein phosphorylation.